Ipomoea nil (Japanese morning glory) is the source of this 1047-nucleotide messenger RNA. RefSeq lists its product as uncharacterized. Lineage: Eukaryota; Viridiplantae; Streptophyta; Magnoliopsida; Solanales; Convolvulaceae. The transcript is spliced from 5 exons. The record is from RefSeq and is a predicted model, not a curated record. The coding region runs from base 254 to 748 and encodes 164 amino acids.
AUGGCCUCAUUGUUCCCUCACACCAAAGCUCAGAACUUUCACGUGCUCUCUUCCUCUUUCACCACUGCUCCUCCAUCCUUCCUCUUCUUCUUCUUCUUCUCCUUCUUUCUGCUGUCUCUGUAAAAGUCAGAGCAGUAAUCUUAUCAAUAUCUUUCUGGGUAAGUGUGAGGCUUCUUGGGUCGUUAAAAAGGCGUCCUAGAAUACUAUAACUGAGAGGUAGUUUAGUCUGUUGGUUGACUAUAGUAAUAGCAUUAUGGAGAAGGGAAACAGUCACAGUUACAAUAAGCAGCAAGCUGGAGCUCAUACUUCAUCAUCUUCUUCCUUUACCACAGACCUCUUUGGUCCAAAAGACCGCUCCAAAUCCUCAGCCUCGUCUGCAGGGCUCUUUGUAUCUGUAUUCGGGCCAUCAUCUAUGGGAAGGGAGAGCAGUCAGUCUGGGGUAAUAGAUUCAUCAAGAACCCAGAAUUCAGGUGGUCAAUACAGCAAUGCUAGAUAUGGAAAUCCAGAUCAUGAACAACGAGGCUGGGACAGCAAGGACAAGAAUUCGGUUUAUCACACCGAAUCAUCAGAACCGUGCUAUUUCAGCUCAUCAAUAUAUUAUGGUGGCCAAGAUAAUUAUCCACCACCCACUCAGACCACUAGCUCUCAGCAUACUUUCAAGAAAGACGGGGGAGAAGAUGACCAGAAUGGAAACAAUUCGAACUGUGCUUCUAGGGGAAACUGGUGGCAAGGCUCGCUAUAUUACUGAAGCCAAGAAUUUACAAGCAGGUCUUAACGGGAAUCACAUAACAGCAAGGGUUGUCAUAAUAAUCUCUCAUAGAACACCUUGUUUCCCUCUACUUUUUCAUGGUUUCAUACUCAUGUCAACUAGCUCGUUACUUGUAACACGAGUUCUUUUAAUCAGAAAGAACUCUACAUCUGGUUAUCUCGUCUAAUCUAACUUUCUUGUACUCCUAGUAAUUGUCCUCCUCAAAAUCACAGUCUAUUUCUCUGAUACAACAGCUAGUUUUAAAUCAAUAAUUGAAUAACAUUUUCAUAUUCUAGCCU